Molecule: messenger RNA, 2050 nt
Organism: Pelmatolapia mariae (spotted tilapia)
Lineage: Eukaryota; Metazoa; Chordata; Actinopteri; Cichliformes; Cichlidae
Gene: prdm6
Product: PR domain containing 6
Exons: 8
Coding region: 1-1962 (653 amino acids)
Biological process (GO): regulation of transcription by RNA polymerase II
Cellular component (GO): nucleus
Molecular function (GO): histone methyltransferase activity; protein binding; RNA polymerase II transcription regulatory region sequence-specific DNA binding
Source: RefSeq, a predicted model, not a curated record
AUGCUGAAGCCGGGCGACCCGAGCGGUUCGGCCUUCCUUAAGGUGGACCCGUCUUACCUGCAGCACUGGCAGCAGCUGUUCCCUCAGGCUCAGCUAAAAGCUCCUCUGGCUCCUCCGCCGCCCCCACCUGACCGUCUCUCCAUCCCUAUAGACACCGUGCGCCCGUCCCGCCUGCAUAGCCACCUCCUGGCUUCCACGCACUGCACUUCUUCCUCUUCUUCUUCCACGUCCUCCUCCUCAGCAGCUUCUUCUUCAGCAGCAGCAGCAGCAGCAGCAGCAGCAGCGGCCCUCACUCCGUCCACCUCCAUCUCCAUUUCCACCAACGCAGGGCUCUCCCAGCUGCCUGUGCCCCAGCAGAUCGCACUUUUUGGGCAGGCAUUGGCCCCAGUGUGCGCUGGACCUGGAGGUCCUGGAGGAGGAGGAGGAGGACCAGGAGGAGGCGGAGGAGGAGACCUAGUGGUGGUGGUCCCUCCAGAGAACCCGCAGGGGCUCAACCCAGCAGCUGGGCUCCUCCAUCAGGCCAAAGAGCAGAGAUGCGGAGGGGUGGGGGUGGGAGUGGGAGUGGUGUCGUCCAGUGUGAAGAGCAGCAGCAUUGGAGGAGGCAGCGAGGAGGGCGGCAAAGGGACCGCGACGAGGUUCAAGCUGACGGCAGAGGAGCUGGACUACUAUCUGUAUGGACAGCAGAGGAUGGAGAUCAUCCCGCUGAGCAACCACACGGGAGAGCUCAACAACCGUUGUGACAUGUGUGCAGACAACAGGAACGGUGAGUGUCCGAUGCACGGCCCUCUUCACUCUCUGCGCCGGCUCGUCGGCACCAGCAGCACGGCAGCACCUGUCACCCUACCAGACAUCCCUGAUUGGCUGAGAGACCUGCCCAGAGAGGUGUGUCUGUGCACCAGCACAGUUCCUGGUCUGGGUUACGGAAUCUGUGCAGCUCAGAGGAUCCCUCAGGGAACCUGGAUUGGCCCGUUUCAAGGAGUCCCCCUGAUGCUGGAAAAAGUGCAGUCUGGAGUGGUCAGGAACACCCGACACCUGUGGGAGAUCUACGAUUCAGAGGGAACGUUACAGCACUUCAUCGAUGGUAAUGAUCCCAGUAAAUCCAGCUGGAUGAGGUAUAUUCGCUGUGCGAGACACUGUGGGGAGCAGAACAUGAUGGUUGUACAGUACAGAUCCUGCAUCUUCUACAGAGCAUGUAUGGAUAUCCCCAGAGGAACAGAGCUGCUGGUUUGGUACAACGACUCCUACACCUCGUUCUUCGGUAUCCCGCUGCAGUGCAUCGCCCAGGAUGAAAACUUAAAUGUCCCAGCCACAGUGGUGGAGGCCAUGACGAGGCAGGAAUCCCUCCAGUCCUUCAGCAAAAACGGCAAACCCUCUUCCUCGUCCUCUUCAUCGUCCUCCACUCCGUCCUCCACCCUCAUGCGCUCCAUGGUCUUCCCCCACUCCCCCUGCCCUCGGAGUUUCUCCCUGUUGGAUAAGGUUGGGGUUCAGUCGGACUCCAGUUUUGGCCAGUUGGGGUCAAAGAACCAGAGAGUCCUGGCAAGUCCCACAUCCACCAGCCAGCUUAGCAGUGAGUUCAGCGACUGGCACCUGUGGAAAUGUGGCCAGUGCUUCAAGACCUUCACCCAGAGGAUCCUGCUCCAGAUGCAUGUCUGUCCGCAAAAUCCUGACCGACCAUACCAGUGUGGCCACUGCUCCCAGUCCUUCUCUCAGCCGUCAGAGUUGAGGAACCAUGUAGUGACGCACUCCAGCGACCGACCUUUCAAAUGCGGAUACUGCGGCCGGGCCUUCGCUGGCGCCACAACGCUCAACAACCACAUCCGCACACACACAGGAGAGAAGCCGUUCAAGUGCGAGCGUUGCGACCGCAGCUUCACACAGGCCACUCAGCUCAGCCGCCAUCAGCGACUUCCCAACGAGUGCAAACCCGUGAACGAGACCAGCGAGUCCAUCGAGGUGGAUUAACCCCCGACUGUUUCCCGACUGAGACCACGUCCACAUUAAGACAGUUCAAUAUGAAAAUGUGACUCUUUCUUCAGUUUUGGACCUCCAU